Molecule: messenger RNA, 651 nt
Organism: Rhodamnia argentea
Lineage: Eukaryota; Viridiplantae; Streptophyta; Magnoliopsida; Myrtales; Myrtaceae
Product: NAC domain-containing protein 83-like
Exons: 2
Coding region: 160-561 (133 amino acids)
Biological process (GO): regulation of DNA-templated transcription
Molecular function (GO): DNA binding
Source: RefSeq, a predicted model, not a curated record
AAGCGCUGCGCCCGACCCGUCGGGCUCUCGGGUUUGUAGUCGCUUCUCUAUACGAUCGCCUUCGCCUUGCAUUGAGAAGCGCUUGUGAAAAGCUGUAUCUUUAUUUCCAUUGCCUCAGUUAGUGAGAAGCUUCUCCGGUUAACAGUGGAUCCUUUUCCAAUGUCUGCGGUGCCACGAGAAGGUAACCACGAGAAUGAAUCGGACAGCUCAGCUCCGUGGCCCCUGUCCCCAUUGCCGCCCGGGUUCCAGUUCCUGUCCAGCGACGAAGAGCUUGCCCGCUGCUUGAGGUUCAAGAUCGAUGGCCACCCGACGCUGCCGUUGGCGUUCGAGUUCGACGUGUUCAGAACCGAGCCGUGGAACUUGCCAGGCGACGUCAAAAAGCAAAGGUACUUCUUCUGCCGGAUAAAGAAUAAAGAGAAGUUCGGAGAUUCAUCGGUGCCACGCAAAAGAGUUGCUGGUGCUUAUGGUUACUGGAAAGCUAACUGGCACAGAGAAACAAGUCAUUACCCGUACAUUGAGGGCAUUCAAGAGCAGACUCCUUUUUUGCGAAGGAGGAGAUGAUGAUGAUGAUGAUGAUGAUAAAGAAGGAGGAGGAGGCUCAACCAACGUUGCUCAAGCUCAACCGAAAUGGAUCACGCAUGAAUUUCGGCC